CACAGCUUUAAACAUCCAAGAUGAAGUCCAGUGAAAUCCAACAAUUCGAACAAGCAGCCAAAGACGCAGUCGAGGCUCUCAACAAGAAUGUCUUCAUAACAACCAAACAAAAAAUGGACAGUCUCGCCUCAUCUCCAGACUGCCACAAGAAAUCAACGUGGGAUAAUCAACUCGGCGUCAAUCAACGCACCCUGCACGAGUCAGCAUGGGACACAUAUGAACAACUCAGGAGCUUUUAUACAAAUCGGCUUAUCAUACUGUCUGGGUUUGAGCAGCAUGAAGCGGCAACUGUGUGUAGCUUCGCGUCGACUGCUGUGAAGCGUCUUGUGCAAAACAGUGAGAGCACCUUGCAGGUUGCCCUGGAUAAUGUGGAUAGCUGGGCUGGGAAUCCUCAGGACGAGAUUGCCAAGUGGGUAGAUGAUGUUCAGAAACUUGCCGCGCAGACCCUGGAUAAAAUCCAUCAGGAUUUGGAAGUUUAUAAAGAAUAG
Messenger RNA from Aspergillus wentii DTO 134E9, 488 nucleotides. RefSeq lists its product as uncharacterized. Lineage: Eukaryota; Fungi; Ascomycota; Eurotiomycetes; Eurotiales; Aspergillaceae. The record is from RefSeq and is a predicted model, not a curated record. The transcript is spliced from 2 exons. Bases 21 to 488 code for a protein of 155 amino acids.